CACACAGUCAUCCGCGAAGGGCAGGUAGUGGACUAUGGCCUUAGAGACGCGCGUGGGCGCCUCCAUACGUCGGGCGUUAAAGAGUCGCCCGUCAGUUCUGCGUCCAUCAGCAUGGCAGACAACAUGAUACUGAAGAAGGUUGGCGCGAGUACAUACCCUUGCUUCACCGCGUUUGUCACUGCGAAGGCCUCGGAUACUAUUCCGUGCUCUCAUCCCGUCGUGGAGCUGGCGUAUCAAGUGGAUGAGGUGAUCCGAGCAGCCGAAUUUAUGCAUGACUUUACAGAGUCCGUCCUGGUUCAUCGUGUCGAAGGCUUUAGUCAAGUCCAGGAAGGUAGCGUAAAGGUGAGUAUGCAUCUCUUGACACUUCUCCUGUAG
Dibothriocephalus latus is the source of this 375-nucleotide messenger RNA. The record is from the annotation of a GenBank genome assembly. NCBI's taxonomy places the organism in Eukaryota, Metazoa, Platyhelminthes, Cestoda, Diphyllobothriidea, Diphyllobothriidae.